Penicillium waksmanii is the source of this 432-nucleotide messenger RNA. RefSeq lists its product as uncharacterized. The record is from RefSeq and is a predicted model, not a curated record. The coding region runs from base 1 to 432 and encodes 143 amino acids. NCBI's taxonomy places the organism in Eukaryota, Fungi, Ascomycota, Eurotiomycetes, Eurotiales, Aspergillaceae. The transcript is spliced from 2 exons.
AUGCGCGCUUACGAUGAUGCGGCGGAUUUCCCUGUCGAUAUCUCUACCUACGCUCACAAUCCCCCGCCUAAGUCACUCGGUUUGGUCCGGUUAAAGGAGCCUGGUCUUGUGACAAGUUUUCUCUCUACGAACUGUGCCCCGACAAUCCAUGACGAGAUCUUUGUUCCCACUUUGCGUGCCGUGGCAGAUGAUCUACAGCAGCUCAUGCGAGGUGAUAAAUGGAUGAAAAUGAGGAAAGAUGAUGGUACGAAAAGAAGCGAGAAGGGGAGCCAUGCUAUCUGGAGGCAGAAGCGACGAAAUGACAAUCAUGCCUCUACAGCUUACACACAUGAUCUGUUACACGAUGGCCACCUGGAUCGUCCAUUCUGGUACUCCGUUAGGUCAGAAGGCACCUACUCGAGUACUGUUCUGUAUUCCAUUGUUCUUUUCUGA